AUGGCGGCGGCGACAAUGCGCGGAUCGCCUGAUCUGGCGAGCCACAGCUUUAAUACACAGACAGGCAAGGGAGCUCGCCGAGCUUCGGAGAGUCGCAGGUAUAGCACAACGGCUCCAAGCACGGAGAGCUAUGAAGAAGACACAGGAUACGAGCUUCCGGCGACAGAGGGCCCUUACAAGCAACCUACGCCUAAGGCCAUCUCAGGUCCGAAGGGAUCAGGGCCGCCGACUCGGUCAUUCUCAGCCAGAGCAGCCGCCAAUCUGAAUUAUACUACGCGCAAGCCUGCGCCUGCGGCCCCUCCGGGGCUCAGCGAAGAAUCUACCACCCCUCGCGGCCUUCCACCCACCGACUAUCUCCAGGGCCCCGAUGCAGUUAUGCAAGAGAAUGAAGAGCCGAUUCCCCCAUCGGAGGCUGCUGCUCCGAGUAUGCCAUCGUCGCCCAGUCGAUCGAACACCCUGCGCUCAACAAGUGGUUCUGGUACUAGGCGAGAUUGGGCAUCGGAUCGUUCGCCAUUACAGAAGCUUGAAGUGACCCUCAAUGGGAUCAGCAAAGAGGAGAAGCGAGCACGAGUACAAGAAGCCGAAAUGAGGCUAAGAGAACGCCUUGCUCGCCAAAAAGUCGCAAAAGAGCAGGCCGAGGCUGCCGCUGCUGCCGCUAGUGCUCCUCAACCAGGUUCAAAGCAGAGCGCACCCUCGGAGGAUCAUGGCAUUCCUGCUUACGCGAGAAAGAAUAAACCGAAGGACAUCAUAGUGGAGGAGACUGCACGGGGAGCACCACCUAUGCCUCGGCCGGGGGGUACCGGAGUGCGCCAUAGCAGAGCCGUCUCAAUGAAUCCUCAAUAUCCGGUCAUCCGUGGGCCCGAAAUUGCUCAUCACGCCCGUGCAGAACAUGCCGUACCCACAUCAGUGACGACGGGCAGUAUUCCACGGCGAUCAGUCUCAGUGCGUGAACAUCCGGCAAAGGAGGGACCUGCUAGCGAAAGGUUUACACACUCGCGCCCAAUCUCCCAGCAAGGCCCCCCGAAGCCGAUGCAGGCUGUUCCUGCUAUCUCAAGUGCAGAGAGGAUAGAGACUCCUCUGGCUUUGAAAUCCCUAUCUGGUGGCUCGCUUCCGAAGUCGAAGCCACGGCAAACAGUGUCAUUUGAUGUGCCACCGCCCACACCUCCACCGAUUUUCGAGUGGAGGAAUGCACCCGUUGCUCGGCUUGGAGCCACAGACUUUGAUUUCCAACAUUUGGAUAUGGAUCGAAGCAAAGCAUGGUGGGAAGGCGGCGCUUCGUCCGAUCGCAGAAAGAGCAGGGCUCUUCCCAAUGAUUAUCACACUGCGGCUCAGAAGUUAACAGGAGUCACUGAGCACAAAAUUUUCCAGCCAAAAUUGUUCUUGAGAUGUGGCCCUCUGCUCAGAUACACUGGCAUCAAGAAAGAGAGUAUCGAUGGAGCCCACGGUCCCGUCGAAAAGGAAUACUGGCGUGGCUCCAUUCUGAUUGUCACAAAGGACUCCCGCUCCUUUUACGACACCCCGCCUACAUUGAGACUCUUCUCACAGCCAAUGGAUCUCUUGCCCCCUCCACCGGCAGAGGUCAAUGGCGAGGACGGGGCUCUCGCACCUGAAUAUGUCGACCCUACUGCCGGCCUCAUGAAAGUCGGCCGCGAUGGACGUCCACUGUAUGUGAAGCCAGUGGACCACCUCGAAGAAAAUGUUGACCUGUCCGCCGUGGAAAAUGAUGACGGGAUCUACGAGCUAUCCCCCAGCAUAAUUGACCACAGCACGGAGGGAUCCAAGCAACCUAUAUCUUCAAACAGAAUCCAUCACGUCGACGGUGAAACCGCGGAACUACAUCGAGAUAUUUCCGGAGUCCGUCUAUAUGCCGAUGCUGCCAGAGACGUAACCUUUUGGAGAUUCAACCUUGAGAUCGAGCUCAGCGCAACGCAGCAGCGGAUUGCCUACCGCAUUAAUCAAGGUCCUGCCUUGGGAUUCUGGGUUCCAGCAAUGAGCCAACCUAUGAACAUCAUGUUCCACAGUGGCAACGGCUUUGGCCCUACUGCCGACCCAGACCCUCUCUGCGGACCUGAUCCACUCUGGCGUGAUAUUUUGAACGAGCACCAGACGCAACCUUUCCAUGUGAUGAUCGGUGGUGGCGAUCAGAUUUUCAACGAUACAGUGAUCACAGACUCAGCACUAUUCCAGGAAUGGAUCAAGAUCAAGAAUGCAGCAGAGCGAUAUGGGGCGCCACUUACCCCCGAAUUCCGUGCCGAGCUCGAGAAGUUUUACCUUGAACGCUAUGCUUCAUGGUUCUCACAAGGUCUCUUCUCCUUGGCUAACUCUCAAAUUCCAAUGAUAAACAUCUGGAAUGAUCAUGAGAUAUUUGAAGGAUUUGGAUCUUAUCAUGAAGAUUUCAUGCGAAGUGCUGUUGUCUCCGGGCUGGGGAAGAUUGCGUUCAAGUAUUAUCUCUUGUUCCAGCAUCACAGCGUGCCAGAAGAAACAGAGAUGGACGAGCCUAGCUGGCUUCUUGGUGCCAGACCUGGUCCAUACAUUGAACAAAGAAGCCGAAACCUAUUUAUGUCUCUAGGCAGCGAUGUGGUCUUCUUGGGCCUGGACUGCCGAACUGAACGACAGAGCAACGAGGUCCUUAGCUCCGAAACUUGCGAAUUGAUCUGGGAUCGAUGCCACCGUGAAAUCAUUAAAGGGAAAACGAAGCAUCUGAUUGUUCUCUCGAGUGUGCCCAUUGCCUAUCCUCGCGUGAGCGCCCACAAGGCUGUGCUCAAGAAUUACAUGAACAGUCGCAAAUCCCUAGGCAAAGCUGGCAUGAUCGGUGGCCUUGUCAACCGUUCCGGUGGCAACGUGGAAGUGUUCGACGACCACUGGACCGGAAAGCACCUGAAGUCCGAACGUACCUGGCUGGUGGAAGACCUGCAAGAUCUCGCUGCAGAUAAAUCCGUUCGAGUCACUAUUCUCAGUGGCGAUGUUCACUUGGCGGCCAUCGGACAAUUCUACUCUAAUCCGAAGCUGGAUGUUGCCAAAGACCGAGAUUACCGAUACAUGCCGAACGUGAUUUCCUCCGCCAUUGCCAACAUGCCCGAGACAGAACUUAUUUCAGACAUGCUCAACAAGCGCAACACAGUGCAUCACAUGGACUCGAAUACAGACGAAGAUGUUAUCCCCAUCUUCACACAAGACGUCGAUGGCAAGCCGCGCAACAACAAGCGUCUGCUCCCUCGGCGAAAUUGGUGCUCUAUCCGGGAAUAUCGCCCCGGCUCAACGCCUCCCGGCACGCCCGAGUCGGAUAUGACGCCGACCCCAGAGCCCCGUCCUGGCAAGCUUCAACGUACUCUAUCGCUGGGACGUGGAGACAAAGGACCCGGUAGCAAGCCUGGUGGUCUCCUGCGGCGGUUAUCCAUACGAGGACCUCCUCCUACCAGGACUAUGAGCUUCGGGCGCGAGGCUGCAAUACCCGAUCGAGGAGCUCGUGUCAAUGCACCAUUUCCCCGCCCCAACGAGGGCGGAGAUAGCUAUUUCCCGGGAGACCCACAAGAGCCUCAGCCUGGUCAAUUCCACCGACGGCCUACCAAUCUCAGUCUGAAGGCAGCCAAGAAAGCAGCCAAGCAAGGAGACGAUGGCGCUGGGGCUUUUGUCGACCUCGAGGGUGGACUGGCCAUCACCUUGAACCUGGAGAUCAGUCCGCACGACCCCUCCGGCAUCACUGUACCCUAUAAACUACUCGUACCUGUCCUACGCUACGACAGCACCGAAUAUGACCCCCGGCCCACUCCAGUGGUCAAGGGCUGGCGCAAAUGGCUGAGCAUGCCGCGCAUCAAGAAGAACGAGGAGGAAAACGGCGACGAAUACGAGGAGGAAGAUGACGCCGAUGAUUACGAAGACCAUGACACCAUCAAUAAUACCCGCGCAAACGCCGCCGCCACUCACCCACAGUAUGAAAGAUACCCUGGAAGUGACGAGGAGUCGGAGGGAGAGGUGCCGCACCGAUUGCCCCCUGAGGCCGUAGCUGAUGAGUCUCCCGAGGAGGAUGAAGGGCCUAGUCGGCCACGAAAGAGGUGGUUUGGGGUGAUUUGA
Messenger RNA from Penicillium canariense, 4071 nucleotides. RefSeq lists its product as uncharacterized. Lineage: Eukaryota; Fungi; Ascomycota; Eurotiomycetes; Eurotiales; Aspergillaceae. The record is from RefSeq and is a predicted model, not a curated record. Bases 1 to 4071 code for a protein of 1356 amino acids. The transcript is spliced from 5 exons. Gene Ontology annotation, cellular component: membrane.